Bombina bombina (fire-bellied toad) is the source of this 1053-nucleotide messenger RNA. It is a transcript of the gene DDIT3, whose product is annotated as DNA damage inducible transcript 3. Gene Ontology annotation, molecular function: RNA polymerase II cis-regulatory region sequence-specific DNA binding; DNA-binding transcription activator activity, RNA polymerase II-specific; protein heterodimerization activity. The transcript is spliced from 4 exons. Gene Ontology annotation, biological process: negative regulation of transcription by RNA polymerase II; intrinsic apoptotic signaling pathway in response to endoplasmic reticulum stress; positive regulation of intrinsic apoptotic signaling pathway. Gene Ontology annotation, cellular component: cytoplasm; CHOP-C/EBP complex; CHOP-ATF4 complex. The coding region runs from base 192 to 827 and encodes 211 amino acids. The record is from RefSeq and is a predicted model, not a curated record. NCBI's taxonomy places the organism in Eukaryota, Metazoa, Chordata, Amphibia, Anura, Bombinatoridae.
GCUGAAGACGCAGACGAUGAUUAACAUGAACCCUAAGUUUUCAAGCGAGCAGCCACAAACCAGCUCACGCUGUCUUUAUCGUUGUCAUCGGAGAACAGAUCCCACGUGGAAAAAGUGUUGGAGAAGAAAGACGAUCUUUAUUCAUCAUCACACCUGAGUAACGCACUUGUCAAGCAAGACUGCAAAUCACAAUGAUGGCAGAGUCUCUGUCCUUCUGUGGCCCCACAGGCUCCCUUUCAGGGUGGGAGCUGGAUGCCUGGUAUGAAGAUCUUCAGGACAUCUUGUGUUCAGACACAAAGAAUACAGAGCUAUUCCAGCCUGUUACAGUAAACGACCAGGAGCUGGUGCCAGGAGAUUUGGACAAUCCUUACAUCUGGACUUUAGAUUCAUUGAGCUCUCCCUUGCCUGUGGAUUUUAAUGAUGCUAUUGAUUUGGAAGAUGUUGUUCAGCAGUUGCCAUCUGAUACUCUAGAAUUAUUAAACACAGAAUUACCUGAUGAUGGUUGCAGUGUACCUCCCAAUCCAUUGGAUGCAGAGGGUGCUCAGUCCUACAUAACCCCUGAACAAGAUUCUUGCUCCCCAGCCUAUACACUCACAGAAGAUGAGGAAUCUUGUACCAGUCAAUGUAGCACAAAGAGAAAGCGUCACAGCCAGCCAAAAGGAGGAAAGGUUCGUGUGAAAGAGAGGGAACAGGAAAAUGAAAAGAAAGUUCAGCAUUUGGUUGCUGAGAAUGAACGAUUAAAGGGGGAAAUAGAACGUCUCAGCAUUGAAGUAGAAAAGACCAGGAAGGCUUUGAUAGACAGGAUGGUGAACCUUAAAACGGUUUAAACUUGAUACAUUUGAACUGACUAGUGUUUUAUUGGAGACUAUAACAUAAGGAUACUUGUGUAUCCUCUUGCAGCUUUGAAUUUAUAGACUACCUAUCAUUGGAUAGUGAAGAAAUGUGAGGACAAACAAGUGGAUUACAAUUUUUUUUUUUUGGUCACCUGUAUGUUAUGUGGUUAUUUAGCAUGUAUGUGCUCCUUUUUAUAUAAUAAAACUUAACUAUUCAUAA